CACCAUCGGCUAGGUGGGUUCAUUCGGCAACCCCCGUAAGCACGUUCGUGCGGAAUGAGCUUCAGUGUUUGGCUCGGUUUGACAAGUUUCCCCGGACGAUCAUGGGGGUAGGAGUGAGUAGUUAGUUGACAUAUCAAUAAUAGAAAAAAGAAGUUGCGGCUCACAGUGCGAGUGUUUCAGCUACACCUGGGAUCUGACGCUUUGGCAAAUGUAGGGGACGUGAGGAGUUCACGUUUUUUUUCCUCUCUCAAGUCUACAUUGGAAAGCCAGACACAAGAGUAAAGAUGAACAGCCUGUCUUUUGACGAUCCUUCGUUGGAUAACCUGGAUCCAACACUGACCCUUCACGACCCGAGCGACAUCGACACGGCCCUUUUGAGCGACAUCGAUGACAUGCUACAGCUCAUCAGCAACCAGGAAAUGGAGUUUGGAGGACUGUUUGAUAACCCUCCAUAUACGGGGCCCCCUCCCACCCAAGAGCUUCCUUGUUUGACCCAGUCCAUCACCCCGGCUGCCCCUCCAACCACCACCACCACACCCCCAUCUACAUCUUCCUCGUCCAUCCUGAGCAGCAGCCCCCAUCUGGAUGCACUCCUGGGCCCUCCAAUCACCCGUAGCUCCUCCACCCCAGACAAGACCUUCCAGCCUGCCACCUUCCAGCAGUCCCCCUUGGCCCAGGUGCCCAUCACCACCCAAAGGCAGCAGCCAGCCUCCCCGCAGCAGGCACAGAGCCUCAGUCAGCCUAAGGUGGAGCAGCCCCAAUCGAUUCUCAGCCCAGGUGGCCCGGCCCAGGCUGCUUCACCACAUGGAUCACCGGGACCAAACCCAACUUUCAGCUCGACGCCCCAGGCCCUCUUCACCACGCCUGCACCUCAGAGUCCGCCUCAGCAGCAGACACAGCCUCAGGCACCGGCACAGCCCCAACAGGCCCGGGUCAACUUCAGCAGCCCGAACACCUACACAGCGGUCAGUCCCGUCAGUGUGAGCCAACCCGCCACCAGCUUGUCGUCGUCACCUCCGAGUGUCCAGCCGGUGACCAUUCAGGCUCAGCUCCAAGGGCUGACCACCACGUCUCCCCUCCUGGCCACAACAGCAGGCCAGCCAGCCCAAACCAUCACAUCCCACGUACAGCAAGUACCUGUGCUGCUGCAGCCCCAGUUCAUCAAGGCUGAAUCUCUGCUGUUGACCACUCUCAAGCACGACCCCUGCAUGGUCACCACCGUGGCCUCCUCCACAUCUCUGCCCACCACCACCCCGGUGCAGAGCACUUCACUUCAGGCUUUUAUGGGCGGCGGCACCAUCCUGACCACGGUGCCUGUCAUGGUGGACACUGACAAGCUGCCAAUCAACCGCAUCGCCAUCAGCGGCAAGCCGGCCGGCCAGCCACACAAGGGAGAGAAGCGCACAGCCCACAACGCCAUCGAGAAGCGCUACCGCUCCUCAAUCAAUGACAAAAUCAUUGAGCUCAAAGAUCUGGUGGCUGGCACUGAGGCCAAGCUCAACAAGUCCGCAGUGUUGAGGAAAGCCAUCGACUACAUCCGCUACAUGCAGCAGACCAACCAGAAACUCAAGCAGGAGAACUUGGCCCUAAAAAUGGCAGCCCAGAAAAACAAGUCUCUCAAGGACCUGGUUGCCAUGGAGGUGGAUGGACCGGCUGAUGUGAAGAAUGAGCUGCCCACCCCGCCAGCCUCUGACGUGGGCUCCCCCACCUCUUUCUCACAUUGUGGGAGCGACUCAGAACCUGACAGUCCGAUGGGAGAGGACACCAAGCCGAGUGUGGUCAUGUUGGACAAACAAGAAGCAGGAGGCAGCGCUGGCGGCAUGUUGGACCGUUCCCGCAUGGCGCUGUGUGCCUUCACCUUCCUCUUCCUCUCCCUCAACCCUCUGGCAGCGCUGCUCUGCUCAUCUGGCAGCAGCUCAGCUGGAGGUGCUGCAGCCACUGCCACCCACCAUGCAGGGAGGAGCGUCCUGGGUGUGGAUAUCACAGCGGACUCGUGGGGCUGGAUGGACUGGAUGCUCCCAACUAUACUGGUGUGGCUUCUGAACGGCGUUCUGGUGUCAGGGGUUCUGAUCCGGCUGUUGGUGUACGGAGAGCCUGUAACCCGACCACACUCUGGAUCCUCUGUGUUGUUCUGGAGGCACCGCAAGCAAGCCGACCUGGACCUUGCGAGAGGAGAUUUUGCCCAGGCCAGUCAGAACCUGUGGACCUGUCUGAAAGCUCUCGGCCGUCCUUUACCCACCUCCCAGCUGGACCUGGCCUGUGCCGCCCUCUGGUCCCUCCUACGAUUCUGCCUCCAGCGUCUCUGGGUGGGCCGCUGGCUGGCAGCUCGGGCCGGAGGGCUGCGCUCAGACCGCCCCCUGCAGGAGGACGCCUGCAAGAGCAGCCGUGACGCCGCCCUGGUUUACCACCGCCUGCACCAGCUGCACAUGACAGGUAAGCUGAAUGGUAGCCACUUGUCAGCAGUGCACAUGGCUCUGAGCGCGGUGAACCUGGCAGAAUGUGCUGGCUCCUGCCUGCCCGUAGCCUCUCUGGCUGAGGUCUACGUCUCUGCAGCUCUACGGGUCAAAGCAAGCCUGCCAAGGAUCCUGCAUUUUACCUCUCGCGUGUUUCUGAGCAGUGCCCGCCAGGCGUGCCUGUCAUCCAGUGGCAGUGUGCCUCCAGCUAUGCAGUGGCUCUGUCACCCACUGGGUCACCGCUUCUUUGUGGACGGGGACUGGGCCAUCCGCAGCACUCCCAAAGAAAGCAUCUACAGCCAGGCUGGCAACACCGUGGAUCCUCUGGCCCAGGUGACUCAGGCAUUCAGGGAGCACCUCCUGGAGAAGGCUCUGUACUGUGUGGCCCAACCCAGUGGAGAGACGAGACCCAGCCAGGGCGAAGGGGAGUAUGCUGAUGCCCUGGAGUACCUCCAGCUGUUGAUGAGUGCUUCGGAUGCAGCUGGUGCCACCUCCCAGUCAUUUGCUAUUGGUUCUAACAUGGCUACUGUCACUGGCUGCGACCCCCACUCCAAGUGGUGGUCCUCAGUUGCCGUGGUGAUCAUCAACUGGCUCCAAGGAGAUGACGGCGCAGCAGAGAGACUUUACCCCACUGUCGAACACUUGCCCCGCAGCCUGCAGAACGCAGAGAGUCUUCUGCCUAAGGCAUGUCUGAACACAUUCAGGGCGGUGCGGGCUCUGCUGUCCAAGCCAGAAAACUGCCAGCUGAGUCUGAGCUACAGCGACAAGGCCAGCGCCCUGCUCCGAGACAGCCUCAACCUGGGACCACACUGCCACAGCUCCGGUUUAGACAAGGUUGUCCAGUUGCUCUUGUGUGAUCUGUUGCUGGUGAUGAGGACCAACGUAUGGCGUCUGCAGCAGCAGGGGGCUGGUCCCACAGGGUCGGUGUCGGCAGGUACAAGCGGCCCCGCGGGGCUCCACCAGGCCUCCCCGCCCGAGCUCCAAGGCUUCCAGCAAGACCUCAGCUCCCUUCGAAAGUUGGCACACAGCUUCAGACCUGCGAUGCGGAGAUUGUUCCUUCACGAAGCUACGGCCAGGUUGAUGGCGGGAGCCAGUCCCACCCGCACGCAUCAGCUCCUGGACCGCUCGCUGCGACGCAGAGCAACACCUGGAGCCAAGACAGAGGAGUGCGAGACGAGGCCAGGCCAGCGGGAGCAGGCGGAGGCCGUGAUGCUGGCGUGCCGCUACCUCCCCCCCUCCUUCCUGUCGGCUCCCGGCCAGAGGGUGGGCAUGCUGGCGGACGCGGCCCGCACCCUGGAGAAGCUGGGAGACAAGAGGACCCUCCACGACUGCCAGCAAAUGAUCAUCAAGCUGGGCAGCGGCACCACCGUCACCAACAGCUAGAGAGGACUGGAGGGGAGGGGCUGAGAGACUCGCACAGACACUGUAUAUAGAAACAUUUCUGACAUACAACAACAACACAUCCACACACAGAAAAGAAACACACAACCAAACAACUUGUACAUUUUAUCGUGCAGCUCUUGAAACAGAUUUCUACACUAAGAUUCAUAUCAAACUGUCAGGAUUUUUCAUCAUGGAUUGUCCCCUCCCGCUGCCCCCAACCCCACAUCAGGAGACACUUGUAGAGUCCACGCUCUUGUUGCUGUGGAUUAUUACCAGAAUACUAGAAGCAUUUUUUUCGUCUCUCGUCGAGCUGAAUCUCCCUUGUGAGAACCCAUUGCAGUGCCACAGUUUGUCCACAGAGAGGCGCCAUCACGGUUCAGUGUGAAUCAUGUGAGAGUGUGUGUGUGUGAGAAGCAUGACAGAUAUUUGCCCUGCAUUCAUUCAAUACAGUCCCACCCCUCAGUUGUUUUUACGACACCUUCUUCGGGGCAGGAGCGCUCAGCGGGGUUGGUGGGCUCUGAUUGGCCCCGCAGAGCGUGGCGUUUCUCGAGAGCGACCGGGGCUCGUUCGCCGGGAACGGUUAAAGUUGAUUUGAAUUAUGUUUCACUGGCGAUGAUUGGAGGCGAGCUGCUGCACAAGCUCUGCGUUUCUAUCUGCACUAGCCCUGCGUGGCUGAUUUCAAUGAGAUGAGUAAAAAAAAUAUGGCUUUAUGAGGUUAUUUUCAUAGAGGUCGUUCUUUUUGUUUUGCUGUGUACAUAUUUUAAAAUGUAUUUAUAAUCUGUAUGAACUUUGAUUAAGCAGUAUUUUGCAUCAGCAGAGUGAUAAAUGCUUAUUUUCUUCCCUUAAAGCUGUCCUUUGGUAUCUUUCGACCAGGCCCAAAUAAUGAAGUUACUGAAGAGGUGACCUGUUGCACUAGUACAAAACUGUGGGAUCUGAAGAAACUGGCGCCACCCAAUUCUGGCACCACCAACCGACAACCAAAAAACAUGAACCUCUGGCACUUUUGCAACAAGUUACAUAACAUGCAGACAGUUUCAACAUAAUUGACCAUUAUUUUUCCAAAGAGCGUCAGUAGUUGGAUCACCUUCAGAGCAGUGCUCGCUCUUUCUGAGUCAUUAUAGUUUUCGUGCUCCUAGAGAACCACCGCUUGUUGAUUUUUAGAGGACUGCAAAAUGUUUUUUUUUUGUCCCAUGACCAGUAUGUUUUUUAUAGUGUGUCACUAAUGUGAAAGACUGAAAGACGUUGGGGGAAUGAGAAUGAAUGAGACGCAGCCCAAGUCUAAAAGGUAUUCUUCAUAUGUCGUUGAACUGACAUCUUUUCAUCUCUUCCUUGUUCUUCGGUUUCAACCUUUUCUGUUAUGUAAAUAUUAAAGCAUUUUCUAAAGAAGACUGUGACAUGUUUCCUGUGGUGCUUAAUGGGGUAAUGGAGUUUGAUACCACACGACCGCACCAAUAGAAGUAGUUAAAAGUCUCCCUCUGCUAAAAUUAUGCAAGUGGGUCAUGUGCUGACUUUUAAAAAUGGGACAAAACGUUUGUGAAAUGCACUGAAGAUGUCUAUUGUGGGAGAAAUGCUGAAAUAAAUGAUGCUAACUCUUA
Acanthopagrus latus (yellowfin seabream) is the source of this 5431-nucleotide messenger RNA. RefSeq names its product sterol regulatory element binding transcription factor 1 (gene srebf1). Gene Ontology annotation, molecular function: DNA-binding transcription factor activity, RNA polymerase II-specific; RNA polymerase II cis-regulatory region sequence-specific DNA binding; protein dimerization activity. Gene Ontology annotation, cellular component: nucleus. The transcript has 19 exons. Gene Ontology annotation, biological process: regulation of transcription by RNA polymerase II. The coding region runs from base 285 to 3836 and encodes 1183 amino acids. The record is from RefSeq and is a predicted model, not a curated record. NCBI's taxonomy places the organism in Eukaryota, Metazoa, Chordata, Actinopteri, Spariformes, Sparidae.